Molecule: messenger RNA, 294 nt
Organism: Ostertagia ostertagi
Lineage: Eukaryota; Metazoa; Nematoda; Chromadorea; Rhabditida; Trichostrongylidae
Source: the annotation of a GenBank genome assembly
AUGCAUACCAAAGGAAUGACCCGCGAGCAGGCGAUUGACUUUAUGGUUGCCCACGAACGCAUUACCCGUGAUGAAGCCACUGCUGAGAUUGAACGGUAUAUGGCCAUCCCGGCACAGGCGCUCAGUUACAAGAUCGGGCAGCUGACCAUCCGCUCUGAACGUACAAAAUAUGAGCAGUUGCUGGGUGAUAAAUUCAGGAUUGCAACCUUUCAUGACGAGGUAUUGAAGCAUGGUUGCGUACCAUUGAAUAUCUUGGCCGAAAAUCUGGCAUUAUGGGCGAAGAAACAACCCUAG